Molecule: messenger RNA, 1258 nt
Organism: Hippoglossus stenolepis (Pacific halibut)
Lineage: Eukaryota; Metazoa; Chordata; Actinopteri; Pleuronectiformes; Pleuronectidae
Gene: esm1
Product: endothelial cell-specific molecule 1
Exons: 3
Coding region: 166-828 (220 amino acids)
Cellular component (GO): extracellular region
Source: RefSeq, a predicted model, not a curated record
CCAGGUCCUGGAUGGCGCUGCACAGUCAAUCCCACUUCCAAGCCGGAUCUCUAAAAGGGGGCUGAGUGGCAGAGAGGGGACGACAACACCGGAAUGAGGAAACUGACGAGGACGACCCAUGUGCAAAACAACAAAGUUGUUCGUCGCUGAUAACCGCGCAACCUGAUGAACCGCGGGUCACUCCACUCCAGUCAGCCAGAGGCGAAUCCUCUCCUCUCCGGCUCCUCUCCAGCCCGCAGCCUGACACAAGCUCCUCUCUCCCUCCUCCUGCAUCCAGUGAUGUCCCUGCUCCUCAUCGCGGUGCUCUCCUCACUCCUCGUGCGCGACGCUGGGGCGACGUGGGGCGCCGGCGUCAAGUACGCGGUGAACUGCCCGGACAGAUGCAGCGCGGAGCGGUGCGGCGGCACGCAGCGGUGCGCACGGACCGUCCUGGACGACUGCGGCUGCUGCCAGGUCUGUACGGCCGGCAGAGGGGAGCACUGCUACCGCACCGUGUCGGGGAUGCACGGGGUGAAGUGCGGACCGGGAUUAUUCUGCGAGUUCUACAAGGAUGAGGACGAUUAUGGAGACGAAUAUGGGAUCUGCAAAGACUGUCUCUAUGGAACCUAUGGGAUCGAGUGCCGCAAGACAUGCAACUGCAAGGGAGGCAUUUGUGACAGGGAGACAGGAGCUUGUCUCACCCUCAAAUUCUUCGCCAAAAUCGCCAGCAAGCUCAAGACGGAGCCAGACACAGGGGCAGAGGUGGGCUCAGGAGAGGUCGGCGCUGCCCAGAGCAGAGAGCAACACACGGACAGGUCCGCUGCCCCGAAGAGGCAAAACCCUCGCUGACGAGUGCCGACAAGACUGAAUCUGUUCAGUGUAAAUGUAGCAUUAACUUAUAAAUGAUCUGAAAGAUAUAUUUUAUUAUAUGUUCAAUGAUAAACAGAAUUUUUUUACAGCAUUUGGAAGUGUUGUUUGGUUCACGUCACCUUUUUUCUAAUGAAAUAUGCAGCAUAUGUUAUUACCUUCGAAGCCUCUGUCUCUUUUCUUCUCUUAUUGCUAUUCAUCUGCUAGAAAUGAACUGAAACUGUAGUUAUCCAGCUCCCUCUCCUAUCAUAUUCAUUUUCAAACUGGUUAUAGAAAUAUUUUAACGUUUUCCACAAUGACACAAUGACUUAAUUUCAAUUGUAUAUAUGAAUAAAAGGACGUGGGAACUACAUAUAUAAUAUGCCAGCCAUUGUAAAGAAUGCUCUUACAAUUAAACCAAAGUUAUAACUCA